This is a messenger RNA of Cantharellus anzutake, 6475 nucleotides long. RefSeq lists its product as uncharacterized. Bases 286 to 6117 code for a protein of 1943 amino acids. The record is from RefSeq and is a predicted model, not a curated record. Gene Ontology annotation, molecular function: microtubule motor activity; microtubule binding; ATP binding. The transcript is spliced from 11 exons. Gene Ontology annotation, biological process: microtubule-based movement; mitotic spindle organization. NCBI's taxonomy places the organism in Eukaryota, Fungi, Basidiomycota, Agaricomycetes, Cantharellales, Hydnaceae.
CCUCCUGGUACUAGCCUCGCCGCUGCUUGCAUUCUGCCUCAAAUCUCAUUGAUCAACGUUCUUUCCGAUUCGAUUGCCUUUCCAGGCGCAUGCGCGGAAGCAAAUCAAAUUACCUUCACUGAACACCUCUUGCAGCGUUUCACGAUCCUCUCUUCCUUUUCUGCUCAGACGCGGACAGUCUACAGAAAAAUUUCUUUCCAUAUAGACUUUGUAUCAUUUGUGUCUACUAGAGCGAAUUCUUUUAGAAAACGCUCAGCUGUGGAAUUUUGUACUUAGAACCAUCGGAUGCCGCCGUCCACACCCUCUGCGGGAUCCUCUACAUCCAACCCGACGUCCAUCCAAGUUGCUGUUCGGAUACGCCCCCCGACGACCCAUGAUGCAUCCUCGAUACCAACUCGCUUCCAACGAACAGUGAUUCAUCCCUCAUCCGCCACGACCCUAACAGUAGACAAUGUAUCUGGUCCUCCUACUUCCACGGCUGUAGCUGCGCCCCCUUCUCCUGCUGCUUCCUCAUCCAAAAAACAAACUUUUGCUUUUGAUCAAGUGCAUGCACCCGAGGCAACACAAUUUCAACUCUUCACGUCCACGGCUGCGCCGCUUGUGUCGCGCUUCGUCGAGGGGUAUAACUGCACAAUACUUGCAUAUGGUCAGACAUCAUCGGGGAAAACGCACUCUAUGACUGGGGUCGAUUUAGACGCUGACCCAAAUGAUCCAACCAAUGGAAUGGGCAUAAUCCCUCGUGCCAUCUCAACUAUCUUUGCCAGGGCGAAUGAGCUCAAGCGCGAACGCGGCAGCGCAUGGCAGUGGAGUCUUAAAGCCUCCUUCAUAGAACUUUACAACGAAGAUUUGAUUGAUCUCCUGGCCGUUGGUGACAACGGUAUGAAGCAAGACGUCCAGAUUCGUGAGGAUAAGGAUGGUACCAUCAUAUGGGGCGGUCUCAGGGAGAUUCCCGUGCGGAGUGCGGCGGAUGUCAUGGCCAUUCUUAAACGUGGUACCGCGCACCGUCGCACAAACGAGACGGAUAUGAAUGCCCAAUCUUCCCGUUCCCAUGCCAUAUUUUCAAUCACUCUCACUCAGAAGAAAUUCAACGGAACUAUAACCCCAUCUUUCCGGAACGGUCGUUCGUCGCCGAUGCCUCCAUCUACUCCGUCUCCCUCCAAAAUUGCACGGCCCGGUUCUAUGGUAAUUGGCUCAAGCCGUGUUUCUUCUCCUACCUUUGGCCGGGCGCCGACACCAAGCUUUGCCGCUGCUAUGUCGCGUGGUGGAUUGAGGCCUUCCAGCGCAUUGGGAAUGCGUCCUCGCACUCCUGAAGUCGAUGAACCCUCCGGAGAGUGGGUUACAGUUGUUUCCAAGUUCCACUUCGUGGAUCUUGCUGGAAGUGAACGGCUCAAACGGACUGCAGCACAGGGCGACCGUGUUAAGGAAGGUAUAUCCAUUAAUAGCGGAUUACUCGCCCUUGGGAACGUCAUUUCUGCCCUCGGUGAUCCUUCACGGGCCCGUACCAUCGGGAACGGCACUGCGAUUCACGUACCUUACCGUGACUCCAAACUCACUCGUCUCCUUCAAGAUUCUCUCGGAGGAAAUGCUCAUACCCUCAUGAUAGCCUGCGUCUCGCCCGCAGAGUGGAAUGUUGGUGAGACUGUCAAUACCCUCAAAUAUGCAAACCGAGCACGCAACAUUAAAAAUAAGGCUGAGAUUCGUGAGAAAGAAGAUGGAUGGGACGAUCUGGAGUGGUUGCAAACGAUGGUCACCAAGCUUAGGAAGGAACUCAAGGCCUUGAAGGAAGGUGCCGUAACCCCCGUAACAGAUACUGAACCUCCUACUCCGACUAUUGGUGCGCUUCCAGAUAAGGGUGCUGCGAAGGUACUUCGACAGUAUGGCGAAUUACAGGGGCAGUACCAGCAGCUUAGACGGGAGUUUGUUGAGCGAAAUGAGGAACUCGCACGGUUGCGCACUGAGAUUGAGGAGAGGAAUGCUCCCGUUGCUGGGAUGAGCCGUCGGUACGAGGAAAUUGUAGGUCCUGUCAUCGAGGAGUAUGAGAAAACUAUUACGGCCAUGGAGACGGAGUUAAAGUUGAGUCGAACUGCUUUGGAACACACCAAUGAGAUGUUCUCAGAACAAGAGAGUGAGUUGGCGGUGCACAAGGAGCGCACGGCCAACGCAGAUGGAUAUAUCGAGGCACUCCGUGCCAGGGUUGGGAAGUUAGCUGAAAGGGAGGCUUCCACCGAAGUUUACGUGCGCGAUCUCGAAGCGAAGCUUAAGGUGUUUGCUGACUCGACUACCGCUCAUGAUGACUCAAUUGUCGAGCUCCAUAAAGAGAUAACUCAAUAUAAAGAAGCGGAGGCUGCAUCGGCAGCGUACAUCGCUGGUUUGGAACAGCGACUCGCGUCCGCCGAUGUGGACAUUGUUUCUCUUCGGACUCAAAUUGAGAAGCUCGAGACUGACCUUUACGAAAAGAACGGGAUGGUUGCCUCAUUGCAAGGUCGUCUGGAUAAUCUAUUGCGAGAACAGGCGGAUGCAGCGAGCUGGAAGGAGAGUCUCGCGGAACGUGAAAAACGUGUCGAGGAAUUAGAGAAGAAAAUGGAAGAGUGGGAGAAGGUUCGAGCGGAAACGGCCGAGGAACGCCGACGUCUCAGCAGCGUCGUCAGCGAGGUGGCAUCCGCCCGUCAGUCUCUGGAGGCUGAGGUCAACUCAAUAGACAUUCCACGACUUCAUCUUCCUUCAUCCCCUACGACUAGCGUUUCAACGGUCCAUGGCUCAAGUUCAGCAGAACAGGAAGUACUCGCCCUUCAGCAGAAGCACUCUGCCACUUUGUCCGAGUUGGAAGAAGUCAGUUCCAAGUAUCGCGAUGCGCUUCGUGAGAUUGCGGACUUAUCCGCCCAGAUCUCUGAAGCCAAGUUGAACUCGGAAACUUCGUCAGAGGUCGGGUCCGAAGCGGGCGGGAGCCGGAUGGUCCCUCGCACACCAUCUACAGGUCGAAGACCGCUUCCUCGCCGUGAGACCGUCGAUGGGUUGGGCAUCCUUAGCAUCCCACCUUCACCGAGCGCAGGAACUUCGCGAAGGGGGUUUUUCAGGCACGCGGCCUCCACAGAGGGGCUCCAUUCGAGGUCGCUGUCGCAAUCACAAUCGCUUUCAUCGGAGCUCUACUCGGCGCCGUAUUCAAGGACCUCAUGGGCACAAGGUGACAGUCUCUUGAGUCCUUCGUCUACCUUCCCCCCCAAGGCCUUGCUUCGCCGAGACUCUUCUCCUCAGGAGAGUGGACGUUCUGUAGAGAGCCUCGAGAAAGAAAUUCAACGCUUGCAGGAGGUCCUCAAGGACCGGGAAAAUGAGAUCAGCAUUCUGGAAAAGAGUCUUGCGAGUCCCAAUGGGAAUGCACUCCAUGACGUUCAGGAGGAGGUGGAGCAUUCGACCAUUUCUGCAGCUGGAGAUGGCGAGUUAUCUCCUGGUGCACAAGAACGCUUCGACAGGAUGAAACAGACCGUCCUUCUGGACAGUAGGCGGGAAGCCGAAGAGAAAGAAGCCGAGUCUAUUCGGAGACUUGACGAGCUAAUGAGGUCAAUGGCACAAAAGGAAUCACAACACGUUGCCAUCGUGGAUCAUCUCAAUGAGGAGCUUGCCAAUCUUCGUCGCGAACAUGAUGAAUUGAUCGGUUCGACCCACCUCCAAAUGAAAGCGCACUCUGAAAGAAAUGCAACUCUAACUGCUGAUCUGGCCGAACUACGCUCGCAGCUCUCCACGUCACAAGAACAGAAUAAAGACGUUGUAGAAAAGCUAACGAAGUUGCGGCAAAGAGAGACGGAACUACUUGAGACUCGUCGUAUCGUGGAGGAGGCUCAUACGAAGGAGUUGGAGGGCCUCCGUAAUAUGCAGGCCAUAGAGCUUCAGGGCCAUGAAAAGGAGAGGAACGAAUUGAAGUCUCGACAUGAAGCUGAGUUUCAGCAGUUGAAGUCCUCGUACAGGGACGAAGUCAGCGCUCUUGAGGUCGCUACCAAACAGCACGCCAGUGAGAACAGGGCCUCCUUGGACGAACUAAGAAAAACACACGAAGAAGCCGUCUCGGCUCUCAAAUCCCAGCACGAGGGAUUACUGAAACAGCGUGCAAGCGAAUCUUCUGCCAUGGCGGACAAAGUCAGGGCGGAUCAUGAGCGUGCCAUUGUACUUUUAACUGCGGAAAGAGGGGAAGCGCUACGGAGACAGAUGGAGCAAUCUGACAAAACUAUCAACCGUCUCCGUGAGGAUCAUGAGGCCAAAAUCAAGCGGAUCAACACUGUACGCGAGGGUAUUCUCACAGAAUCUCAGGAACAGCAAGCAGCCGUUAUCGAGGAGCUUCAGGAUCAGCACAAAGCAACCAUCGAUCGCAAGGAAGCGGAUUUCAAAUCAGACCUUGAGCGUGCAAAGCUCGAGUAUCAGCGGGAUCUUGGUGCCCGUGACGAGGACCACUCGAGAGAAAUAGCUCAACUCCUUUCAGAGCACACCCACCACGCUUCUCAAUUAGCAGAAGAAUUGGAUGCAGCCAAGGCCCAGCACUCCAUUGGGCUUGCAGAGUUGUCGAAGAAGCAUGACGAUAUAUUGCAAGAGCUCAGUCUCAAGCAUCAGUGCAAGCUUGAAGAUCUGCGAAAUGCUCAUGAAGAGGAAGUCGAGCGUUUCUCACAUCAAGUCAUGGAUUUGCGUAACUACCACGACACCAUGGUCUCCAACCAUGCCAUUUCACUUGAACGUGCCGCGACGGCCGCGAGCGAGAAACACGAGAAAGAAAAGGAGAGUCUCCUUGCAGAACAUGCUCUUGCAAUCAACGUACUCAGAGCCGAUCACCAAGCGACCAUCGCUGAGGUCAAUGAGUCGCUGACCGCUGCAGAGGAGGAACAUCAGCAAGACGUGGCUGCGCUUCGACAAGCGAAUGACGCCGUUCUUGUUCAAGAGCGUGAGCGUCGUCUGGUGACGCUUGCUGAACGAGAUGCUAUUCACGGUCGAGAGCGAGAGUCCCUGCUCAAGGAUGUCACCAUGCUCAAGGUGCAGCUGACGGAGGCAAAGACGUCAAUUGCAAGAGCAGAACGGGACUUCUCUUCACAAAACUCAGCCCAAACCGUUCUUUUAGAAGAGAAGGUAACCAAGAUGGAGGAACUGCGACGCAACCUAGAGACGGUUAGGGAAGAGCAUGCGUCCAGCUUGCGGGCAAUUACAGACCUCCGUGAGGAGUUGGGAAGGAGCCACAAGGAUGUUUCAUUGCUUACCCAGGAUCUCACCAAAUCCCGGUCACUCGCUUCGGAGCUGGAGGAACAUCGAUCUGCCCUUGGUGAUGCCCGAAGUGAACUUCAGCGAACAAAGACUGAGGUAGAAACUCUGCGAGAGGAGAAGUCGCGACAAGAUCAAAUUCUCCGGGAUCUUCAGGCCCAGCUGUCCAAUGCGAAGAAUUCGAGGUCCCCAAUUGAAGACGCGACCCCCAGUCUGUCUGAGCGACCACAAGCCCAUCGUCUAGGCAGCCUUCCACCAGCAAAAUUACCACCGCUCACUCCUCCGCCUUCUAUCCCGCCUCCCCCAGUUCCAACAUCUAUUCCCGCUGUCCCUUCAGUACCUACCGAUUCCAGUACUACGACCAUGUCACGCUCAUCUCAUGGUUCGCGACCAUCCCUGGACGACUCGGUAUCUGGACGUUCGACCCCUUCUACCUCACUCAUGGUGCAUGGCGCAAACGUGGAGAAGUUGCAAGUUCAGGUCAUUGAACAGCACCACAUGAUUGAAGAGCAAGAAAUAAUGAUUCGGACACUGAAUAAGCAGCUGACACAUUGUGAAAGUGAUCUGCAAGCUCAUAUGGAUCUUGUGGCAACCUUGGAAACAUCGUUGACGGACUCAGAGCGGAACCUUCGCAAGAGCCGCAUGCAAGCCAACGAGUAUGCGAAGGAUCGUGAUGCUUUGAACGAAGGGAUCGAGGCGUUAAGGGCUGAACUGCAGCGUUCACAGCAAGAAGUCUUAAAUGCUCGUCGAUCAGUUCUCGAGGAAAAGGAGCAAUAUGAAACAAGACUAGAAGAGGAGCGACGUGCCAAGGAGCGGACGAGGGCUCAGCUAGAAAGUCGUAUGGAUGAGAUUCAGAGGCGGAAGUCCAAAUUCGUUUGCUUGUGACCCUCCCCGUAACGAUAUAUCCACCUUUUGGGCAGCUACCCCUUACACUUGAUAUCCACACAUACACCUCUGCCGUCAUGUGGGCCUACCGAUGGCUGCACAUUCGGCAGUUAAGUCUCCCUGCCGGAUCCCCAUAGCUUUCGCCCACAAGGGCACAUUCUCCCAUUGGUUUAUCCCUUAGUUUGGAGCCCCGGAGUUGCACUGCUGACGCAUUUUGUCAUUCUUCAUUUGGUGGAGGCUGGAUUCCCACUGCACUUUACAUUAUUUAAUCCUAAGUGGCUCGAGAUUUUCCAUAACCUUUGUACAUAGUACUUAUCUAUCACUAUGCCAUGCCAGAUAAUGAGAUAUGUUUUAUGAG